This is a messenger RNA of Poecilia latipinna (sailfin molly), 1612 nucleotides long. RefSeq lists its product as uncharacterized. Bases 109 to 1587 code for a protein of 492 amino acids. The transcript has 6 exons. The record is from RefSeq and is a predicted model, not a curated record. Lineage: Eukaryota; Metazoa; Chordata; Actinopteri; Cyprinodontiformes; Poeciliidae.
AGCACGUAUCUGACGUCGUAUCUGACGUCGAGCGCUGCAGUUGCGUUCCCUCUGCUGGAAAACAAGGAAACAGGAAUCAUCAGCCUUGGCGUCCAUGUUGGCGCCGCCAUGGUUCUGUGGCAGAUCCACACCCUCGACCACCUGGACACGUCUGGCUUCGGUCGUCCUUUUCCUCGCCACGGCCUCCAGCUGCUGUUUUGGUUCUCCAACCACUGCGUGACCUUUGAACCGGAGAACUCAGUGGACGUCAUGAAGCUGGUGUCGGGGUGUCAGCCGGAGAACGGGGCCUACGGCUUCCACAGGUUUGGGAACAUGGAGGAACUUCUGCCUGCUCUCCACAAACCCAAGAAGAACAAGAGCACCAGGCAGAGGUCGGGUUCACUCCCUCUCUCCUCCCUCCAGCUGGUUUACUUCGUGGUCGGGAACCUGAGCAUCCAGUCCUACCCGCAGUCCGCCGACCUGCCGGCGUUCGUCCGGGAGAACCUCGGGGCGGACGGCGUCUCCAACAGCGACCGCAUCAUCAUCAGUUACCAGGUGAAGACCCGGCUGGUCGACAAGGUCUACGUCACAGAACACGACGACGCCGACGCUGGACGGUUCCGAUCCGAUGGAACUCAUGAGGUCAGCUCACAACUGAUCCGACUUCUGCAGAACCCGCAGCUGGACCUCAGCUCCCUCCUCACGCAGAUGGGUUACUAUGACGACGUAGAGAUGCUCCAGGACGCGCCGGACCCAUCGGUCCAGAUGAUGCUGAACAUGAUGCAGAACGUUCCGACCGGGUUCUUCUCCCAGGCCUUCAGUCGCCAGUUGGACCUGGACCGGUUCUGCUCCAGCACCAACACAGACGGCAGCGGGAGCCUGGUGUGUUACACUCCGCUGCAGAAGAGGAAGAGGAAGAAGAAGAAAAGCAGCAAGAAACCGAAACCUCGGAGGGAAGUUUCCUGGCGCUCCAGCUGGUCGGAUCCGUACCGAGAUUAUGAUGAAGAUUACUGGAUAAGAUCCAGUUAUGGAUCUGGUUAUGGAUCUGGUUAUGGAUCUGGAGGCAGCUAUGGUAAAGGCGGCGGCGGUGCAUUUUCCUGGUUCCUGAAACUCGUCCUGAAAGCCGGAGCGCUCUGCCUGGCAGCCAGAUGUUUGUUCUGGUUGGUCAGGAACAUCUGGAGCUCGAACUGGGAUGACGAGCUCCUCCAGCGGAUUCCAGGCUGGACCUCUCCGUAUCCCAGCAAACAAAUGAUCGUCCAGUCAGGCUGCUUCAGCACCGGUCAGCUUCCAGAGACGAAGUUAAAAAUGAAGUUAAAAUCUGUUUACAAUCCUGGACGGUUUGGAAAGCUCAGUUUCUAUCCCAGAAGUGAAUUUAGAAACAGAUGCAAACUGCCUUCUUGUAGUUCUUGUCAGGUUUUAUCUCAAAGGAGAAAAUGUCUCCUUGGUCCGUCCGUCUGUCUGUCCAUCGUUUCAUUCAUUCAUUUUCUAACACCCUUGUCCCUACUGGGGUCAGCAGGGUGCUGGUGCCGAUCUCCAGUGAACGUUUUGGGCGAGAGGCGGGUUCACCCUGGACAGGUGAACCUUGGUAAUUCAGGUUUGGUCUCCUAAACCCCAAGCCAAUUUUUUUUAGAUA